Molecule: messenger RNA, 150 nt
Organism: Entrophospora sp. SA101
Lineage: Eukaryota; Fungi; Glomeromycota; Glomeromycetes; Entrophosporales; Entrophosporaceae
Source: the annotation of a GenBank genome assembly
GAUUCUACAUAUGCAAUAUCACAAACCAUAAGAUCAAUGAAACCAAAUGAAGAAGGCCUUGAAGACUUUGAAGGUUAUAUUCAUCUUCCCGACUCAUUUGAUCAUGGUAUUAUGAAUAAUCCAAGACCGAUAAAAAAAGGAUGGUUGUAA